AUGAGCAUCUCGGAUCUUCAGGCUCAGAUUGACAACUUGACCCUUCGGGUUCGAGUUCUGGAACUUGAGGUCAGACGCACUGCGGAGGCAGCUCCGGCGGUGCCCCUUGCUUCCUCUUCGGCUCCGGAGGUUCAGGCAGCUGAGGCUCUGGAGGAGUCUACUGUGAACCACGGCUCACUCACUUGGGAGGAGCGCUUGGUGGUGGCUCGCCUUACUGGCGAUUUCUUCGUUCGUUGCCUGGAGGGCACGAACCGGGGAGGAUCAGGCCAGAAUCGCAUCGGGCUGCCGAAAAGGGUUUACGUGCUUAUCAGGGAUAACAAGGACAACGUCUUCCGUGGGCCUGUCCGUGUGUACACCCGAUUCAGCGAUAUCAAACCGUUUGUCCAGGUUGGAUCUGGUUUCGGGAACGCGAUCUUUGCUGGAUUUGCUUCUCAGAGGGAUGUGGAAGAGGGCAGCGAACACGAGGAUGUGGAUGGGCUGCCUCUUGGUCUUCGGGAUUCUUGCCUGGUCACCGCAGCCGGCGACCAGCUCGAGGAAGUUCCCGGGAGCUUUUGCGUGGAUGUAAAGGCAAGUUCGGGCGUCGAGGUCAAGGUCUGGGUCGCUUAUGCAUCCGCUCAAUUGGAGGCCCAGGUCAGACCCGAGGAGGCAGAGGACGUGCUGGAGCCCGCUUUUGCAGACUCGGACGGCCAAGCUUGUCUUCCCUUUGCGGCAUCCUUGAUUCAGUUGGCCGACGAUCACUUCUCAUUCCUUACUGCCGAGUCAGAGGUUUGCAGGGUCGGCAGAGUCGCCGGAGGCAAGGGGGCUGACCGCAGAAUUGCGGCGUUGGAGUCGCUGGAAAACAUAAAGCAGACUUUGGCCGCGCUUGUGGAGCAGAGACGGCCCCCAGCAAGGCAAGCGCCGAGCCCUGGACCAAAGGCAAAGGUGGCGGCUACUGCCCCCGUGCGCCCAAGGAGCGAUCUCAGCGGCCUGGACCAGACAGUGGUGGCUUCGGCUCGGGCGGCAGGGAUUCCGGACGAGCACCUUCUUCAGAUGGCCAGCCUCCUCAAAGUCAAACCUCGAACCAUUGGUCAGAGACGGACGAGGAAGACGAGGCAGAGCCGGCGGAAGACGCUGCUGGAUCGGGCGCAGGAUUCAAAGCAGGAUCUCGAGACUCUUUUGGGGUACAGUGGCCUGGGAGACAAAGCGGAGGGUCUUUCGUCAGGGCCCUCCCGUCGGAACUCAGCUGCACUGGCCGCUCUCCGAAAAGCAUUGCGAGAUUCGGUUCAGAACUACACCAACCACGUCAGAUGGAUGUGGCAACUUGCAGCAGUGUGGGACUGUUUGAUUCAGGACAAGGUUCCGGAAGCCCGGGCUCGGGUGGCAUUGAUGAUGGCAGCAGGGGAGCAGAGUUCCAUAGACUCCGGAAAUUGGUUGACUUCCACGGUGAGCUUGCUGGAGGGGCCUCCUCCUUACCAACAGUUCAGCCAUCAUCAGUCGCCGGCAGCUCACGAACUUCAACAUUCGGCUCUGUUCGAUCCUCGGUGGUUCGAGCUCUUCCUGUGGCAACUGAAGGAGCAGGAGUCCUACCAGGAGGCCCGGAGAAAGCUUUCCCAACGCAGACCGCAAGGGGAAGCAAAAGGGGAAGAUCCGGAGAAACCGGACAAGCCCCAGAAGCCGAAAGGAAAGGCCAAAGGCAAGAGCGGCGCCAACGAUGGCCGGGCCUUUGCCUUCCGAGCUUUCCGCAUGCAGUUUGUUGAAUUCAUUGCCCAGGAGGGUCGAUCAGGGCCCCACACCGCAUCCACAUCAAUUGAUCCGUGGCCAACGCCGCCUCCGUAUCCUGAGGCCUACAGGGAAGCUGGGGAUGAUUUCCAGACCCGUGCUCGAAAGAGGGCGGUCAAUGCCAUGGUGGUGGUCCUCUCACAUCUUCACCUUCGGGAAGUUCGCCAGGCGCCCCCAGCCAUGACUUGUGGUAGGAGGUUAAGUUCCAGGCAGUGGUCCGUCAUUAGAAGACUUGAAAAGAUGUUGGAUGCGUGGAUAAUUCAUCCGCUGGUGACUUCAGAAAGCAUGGGUCGAAACGCAGCAAAAGUUGAAGAAUUGGAUAGCGUGUUGGGCCACCUUGAGGCGGUGCUGGCCAAUACCUUCCAUGCGGGAGUUUAUGCUCGUCCAGAUUGUGAGCGUCUCAAGCCCGGUCGCACCAAAGCAGAUGCAGUUCAGUUGGGUCGUUCUGUGGCAAGUUUAGGUUCUACCUUCAAGCAGCUUGAUCCUGAUCGCAUUGCCUUUGUGGGCGAGCCUCGCUUUGAUCCGGCCCCCUUCUUAGACGAACGUGGGCGAGAUGUUUUUCUCCAUCCUCUUUCAGAAGCUCUGCCCCCGGAAGAUUACCUUGGCCCCCUUCCUUCGGUCCAGGUGCAUGUGGCGGAGAAGAAGCGUGACGAUUUCCUCGAACUGCUGGAUGCUUCCGGGAGGCUUGCGCUUUUCAGACCUGAAGAAGUUCGACAGCAAUUUUUGUCUGGAGUGUUCGCCGUAGGCAAGGACAGAGACAGAGACCGCCUAAUCAUGGAUUCGAGGAGGCUCAACCUUUUGGAACGCCCUCUUGGAAGGUGGAUUCGUAGCCUUGCCUCAGGUGAGAGCCUUUGCAGACUGCAACUUCUUCCACACGAGGCCCUGGAGUUCUCCGGGAAUGAUGUGCGGGACUUUUAUCAUCUCUUUGCCAUCAGCCAUGAGAGAGCAGUUCGAAAUGGUCUAUGCAUGUUCAUCCCUGAGGCUCGCUGCAGACACUAUGCGGCCUACCGUGCCGAGGAGCCCGGAUCUUCCAAAAUUCCUUGUGCCGGCCCUUAA
Symbiodinium pilosum is the source of this 2814-nucleotide messenger RNA. Lineage: Eukaryota; Dinophyceae; Suessiales; Symbiodiniaceae. The record is from the annotation of a GenBank genome assembly.